Messenger RNA from Neoarthrinium moseri, 2064 nucleotides. RefSeq lists its product as uncharacterized. Gene Ontology annotation, cellular component: nucleus. Lineage: Eukaryota; Fungi; Ascomycota; Sordariomycetes; Amphisphaeriales; Apiosporaceae. Gene Ontology annotation, molecular function: RNA binding. The record is from RefSeq and is a predicted model, not a curated record. Bases 1 to 2064 code for a protein of 687 amino acids. The transcript is spliced from 7 exons.
AUGUCGUCGCCAGUAGCAGACCUAGAGGCGGGCUUGAAUGCCAUGCUCAAUCUUAAACCUCCUGGAGUGUCAGGCUCACAAAUCAAGAACCUCACUGCACUCUGUGUGGAUAACAUUCAGUCCGAAUCUGUCCUAAUCCAGAAGAUCUUUACCCACUUCAAGAAGACCCCUGGAUCACACAAACUAGGCGUCCUAUACGUCGUAGACUCUGUAACCCGCCGCUGGAUAGACCAUGCAAAGCAACAAGGCCAAACCAUCAAUAGCUCUGCCCCUGAUGGAACUUACGCUGCCGGUGUGCAUAGAGUAACAGAGCUCCUCCCUGUCUUAAUGAAUGACAUUCUUCAGUCCGCUCCCGCAGAACACAAGGAGAAAAUUAAGAAGCUUGUGGACAUCUGGGAGAAAGGCUCGACCUUCCCAUCUCCCAUGAUUGAGUCCUUCAAGGAGAAACUCAGCGCUCCCAAAAAUCAGUCCACGACACCGGUUGGUAGUCCACCCCCUGGUCCUGGUCUUCCUGGUCUUCCUGGCUUCAAUGUAGCUACAAAUGCCAACCCGCCGGCGGCGGCACCGGCAGGUGCUCCGAGCGACAUCAUGGAAGCGCUCAAGAAGAUAGCCCAGCAGAACAUAGCCGCACCGCCGGCCAGCAACGUUAUGCCACCGGCUGCUCCAUUUGAUUCCGCCUAUGGCCGAAGUGUAUCAACGCCGCAGAAUGGCCCGGCCCAUCAGAUGCCUCCUUUGCCCGUAACUCAGAGCCAGCCAGCGUUCCCCUUCGCGGCCGCCCCUCCCCCUCCUGUAAGCUCUGCGAUGCCGUACGCAUAUCCACCGGCUCCUACCUUCCCUGUGACUGCCAGUAGUCAGCCUAGUGGAUUCCCUGGCAUUGCUGCCGCACCGCCGGCCCCCGCGCCCACGGGAGGCGAUCCUGCUGCCGCUCAGUUGAUUCAGAUGCUGGCCCAACAGGGCAUACCCCCGGCGAACAUUCCGACCUUUCUGGCCGCGCUGCAAAGUAAUUUGGCAGCAGGACAGCCCGCUCCUGUGGCACCCCCUCAGCCUGGCCAGGUCACGUACAGUAACUCUUGGGGUCCGGAUGGUGAUGCCUCUCGUGAUCGCCGUGACGUGGGCGGACGAUCUCCCAAUAGAUAUCGUAAUCGUUCGCGAUCCAGGUCCCCAGCACGGCAGUGGGGAGACGCCCGCGACUCUUCACGUGGUGGACGCAGUGAACGUGGUUAUGGCAGCUAUGGCCGAGACUCGCCUGGUCGUGCCCGCGAUGACCGUCCCGGCUGGGGCCCCGACUACCGCCAGCGCAGUCCGCCCGGGCGGCGAGGCCACAGUCCGACACCUCCACAGUACGAACUCCCCAAACCCGGCCAGAAAUGGAUCGAAUACGACAGGACCCUUCCCCCUGGACAUAUCAAAGUGCUGAGCCGAACACUAUUUGUCGGAGGCGUAACCUGCUCUGAAGCCGAACUACGGGGUCUAUUCGCUAGACAAGGUCAAGUGCAGACUUGUAUUGUCAACAAAGACAAGAGACACGCAUUCGUGAAGAUGCUGACUCGGCGAGACGCUGUUGCCGCCAAGGAGGCAAUGGAGAAUAGCACGUACAGAACAAGAUGGGGUGUGGGCUUCGGCCCCCGUGACUGCAGUGACUACUCUACGGGUAUCAGCGUCAUCCCAAUCAGCAAGCUCACCGAAGCGGACCGCAAGUGGAUGCUGACGGCCGAAUGGGGCGGCAGUGGCGGACAACCUAUCGAGGGCGGCAUGGUUGUCGAAGAGCCAGAUAUCGAGAUUGGAGCUGGCGUUUCAUCUAAAGCCAUCAGUCGGCGCAUGCAGACGGACAGAGGGGGCAAGCAUGGGCCCAAGUCGAGUAGGGGCGGGGAUGAUGAGGAUCACAACCUCGCCAGAUGGCGCCGCAACAAAGACAACCGACGAGACUCUGACCGUCGUGACGACAGAAACCCAGCGAACGCGCAGCAGCCUGUCGUCCCCGAAUUCCCGUAUGGGAUUACCACGGGCGCCAACGGAAUGCCCCUAUUCCCACCUGGCUUCACUUUUCCGCCACCAUCGAACUAG